CGAUUACUGGGCAGGCUCAGUCUUUCGCCUCAGACGCUAGCUGUAGCUGGCAGUCAGUCGUACGUGCUCCAGUGUCUUCAGUACCCGCGGGCGCCAUCGACGUCGCACGGGUUCCUCUAGGCUGAUCUGCACGUCUCGCGCGCCGCACUCUCUGUCGCCAUAAGCCGCCAUCAUGGUGAAGCUCGCAAAGGCUGGUAAAAAUCAAAGUGAGUCCAAGAAAAUGGCUCCUCCCCCAAAGGAGGUGGAAGAAGACAGUGAAGAUGAAGAAAUGUCAGAAGAUGAAGAGGACGACAGCAGUGGAGAGGAGGUUGUCAUCCCUCAGAAAAAAGGCAAGAAGGCUACAACUCCAGGAAAGAAAGUGGUGGUUUCACAAACAAAAAAGGUUGCAGUUGCCACACCUGCUAAGAAGGCAGCUGUCACCCCAAGCAAAAAGGCAGGAGCCACACCAGCAAAGAAGACAGUUACACCAGCCAAAGCAGUUGCAACACCUGGUAAGAAGGGAGCUACACAAGCAAAAGCAUUGGUAACACCCCUUAGUAAGAAGGGAGCUGUCACCCCAGCCAAGGGAGCAAAGAAUGGUAAAAAUGCCAAGAAAGAAGACAGUGAUGAGGAGGAUGAAGAGGAAGAGGAAGAUGAUAGUGAUGAGGAGGAAGAGGACGAGGAUGAGGAGGAGGAGGAAUUUGAGCCUGCAGUUCUUAAAAAAGUAAAAGCAGUGAAACCAGCAAAAGGGGCAAAAGCAACAGCACCUGCUCCUGCCUCAGAAGAUGAGGAGGAAGAUGAUGAUGAUGAGGAGGAGGAAGAUGAUGAGGAAGAAGAAGAUGACUCUGAAGAAGAAGCUAUGGAGAUCACGCCAGCCAAAGGAAAGAAAGCGCCUGCUAAAGUUGUUCCUGUGAAAGCCAAGGGUAUGACUGAGGAGGAGGAAGACGAUGAUGAAGAUGAAGAUGAUGAAGAUGAAGAUGAUGAUGAAGAGGAGGAAGAGGAUGAAGAAGAGGAGGAGGAAGAAGAGCCUGUUAAAGAAGCACCUGGAAAACGGAAAAAAGAAAUGACUAAACAGAAAGAAGCUCCUGAGGCCAAGAAGCAGAAAAUUGAAGGCUCAGAACCAACUACACCUUUCAAUCUGUUCAUUGGAAACUUGAAUCCUAGCAAAUCAGUUGCUGAAUUAAAAGUUGCUAUCAGUGAACUUUUUGCUAAAAAUGAUCUUGCUGUUGUGGAUGUCAGAACUGGUACAAAUAGGAAAUUUGGUUAUGUUGAUUUUGAGUCUGCUGAAGACUUAGAAAAGGCUUUGGAACUCACUGGCUUAAAAGUGUUUGGCAAUGAAAUUAAACUAGAAAAACCAAAAGGAAGAGACAGUAAGAAAGUUCGGGCUGCAAGAACUCUUUUGGCCAAAAACCUGUCUUUCAACGUCACUGAGGAUGAAUUAAAAGAAGUGUUUGAAGAUGCCAUGGAGAUUAGAUUGGUUAGCCAGGAUGGGAAGAGCAAAGGGAUUGCUUAUAUUGAAUUUAAGACAGAAGCAGAUGCGGAGAAAACCUUUGAAGAAAAGCAGGGGGCAGAAAUUGAUGGGCGAUCUGUUUCACUACACUACACUGGAGAGAAAGGUCAAAGGCAAGAGAGAGUGGGAAAGAAUAGCACUUGGAGUGGUGAAUCAAAAACUUUGGUUUUAAGUAACCUUUCCUACAGUGCAACAGAGGAAACUCUUCAGGAAGUAUUUGAGAAGGCAACUUUUAUCAAAGUGCCCCAGAACCCAAAUGGCAAAUCUAAAGGGUAUGCAUUUAUAGAAUUUGCUUCAUUUGAAGAUGCUAAAGAAGCUUUAAACUCCUGCAAUAAAAUGGAAAUUGAGGGCAGAACAAUCAGACUGGAGUUGCAAGGACCCAGGGGAUCACCUAAUGCAAGAAGUCAGCCAUCCAAAACUCUGUUUGUCAAAGGGCUGUCUGAGGAUACCACUGAGGAGACCUUAAAAGAAUCAUUUGAGGGCUCUGUUCGUGCAAGAAUAGUCACUGAUCGGGAAACUGGGUCCUCCAAAGGGUUUGGUUUUGUAGACUUCAAUAGUGAAGAAGAUGCCAAAGCUGCCAAGGAAGCCAUGGAAGAUGGUGAAAUUGAUGGAAACAAAGUUACCUUGGAUUGGGCCAAGCCUAAGGGUGAAGGUGGCUUUGGUGGCCGUGGAGGAGGCAGAGGAGGCUUCGGUGGCCGAGGUGGAGGCAGAGGAGGAAGAGGCGGAUUUGGUGGCAGGGGCCGGGGAGGCUUUGGAGGUCGAGGAGGCUUCCGAGGAGGCAGGGGAGGAGGAGGAGGAGGAGACUUCAAACCACAAGGAAAGAAGACGAAGUUUGAAUAGUUUUCUCUUUCUGUCUUUCCUCCUUCCAUUUGAAAGAAAGGACUCUGGGGUUUUUACUCUGUUACCUGUUCAAUGACAGAGCCUUCUGAGGACAUUCCAAGACAGUAUGCAGUCCUGUGGCCUACUUGGAAUCCAUAUAGAUAACAUUUCAAGAGAUACCCUGUUGGUUUUGACUGGAUAUUCAUACAAACUUUUUAAAAGAGAUGAGUGAUAGAGCUAACCUUAUCUGUAAGUUUGAAUUUAUAUUGUUUCAUCCCAUGUACAAAACCAUUUUUUUCCUACAAAUAGUUUUUUUGUUUGUUUGUUUGUUUUUUUGUUGGGGGUUGUAAAAGAAUGUUUUAUCAUGAUUUUUGCUUCAGUGACUUUAGGACAAAUUAAAAGUCCUAAACUCUGGUGCCAGACCUUGUAUUUCUUAAAUGUUUCUCUUGCUGAAGAUCCUGAAGAGCUUGGCAAACCAACUCUGCUAUCCAGGCCGACUUCACCCAGUGGAAAUUCUCAAUGCAGUGCUUAAUGCUUUCAAGAAUCCUUGCCAUAAAUGUGGAAAUAGUAGUUGGGGGAGGCCAACAGCUUCUGUUUAGCAUUGGUGGUGUCUGGUUCUUGUGUGUACUUCUUGCUUCUCACUGUGUGUGAACCUGCAGAGGCCAGCAGAGGGCAUGGGUCCCUUGGAACUGGAGUUACCGGUGGUUGGCUGCCAUGUGGGUGUUGGGAAUUGAACCCCUGUCUUCUGAAAGAAUGGCAAGGGCUCUUACCAAGUCCUCUCCAGCCCCUGCUUCUCAGUUUUUAUAAUAAAAAAGCCAUAUGACAA
This is a messenger RNA of Nannospalax galili (Upper Galilee mountains blind mole rat), 3134 nucleotides long. It is a transcript of the gene Nucleolin, whose product is annotated as nucleolin. The transcript is spliced from 14 exons. The record is from RefSeq and is a predicted model, not a curated record. Gene Ontology annotation, molecular function: mRNA binding. NCBI's taxonomy places the organism in Eukaryota, Metazoa, Chordata, Mammalia, Rodentia, Spalacidae. The coding region runs from base 173 to 2329 and encodes 718 amino acids. Gene Ontology annotation, cellular component: cytoplasm; nucleus; ribonucleoprotein complex.